AUGGCCGCCAUCAACAUCAAGCUCGCCGUGGACAGAUCCUGCAACCGUGUGUUGUUCGCCGACGCCGGCUCCGACUUUGUCAACGUACUCCUCUCCUUCCUCACUCUGCCGCUCUCCGCCCUCCAGUGCUGCGCCUCAGGAGCGCCAUCGCCGGGUUGCCUCUCCAACCUCUGCGACAGCGUCGAGCGUAACAGUAGGCUGCUGAAGGUUGAGGCCUGCCAUGGCAUGCUUCUCACGCCUGCUCACACCGAUGAGUUCCGGUGGUGCAAGUCCACUCACAUCCCUCCCGGAGGGGCCAGGCUCGGCUCGUCAUCUCACAGUUCCUGCAAGUGUUGGCUAAUCAUGGCUAGAGUUUUGCAUGUCUUCGAGCAAGUGGGCAGGAUAGGCACGAGUACAGACUUUGUAGAUGACAAACAACGUUUUGUGAUCAGUGAUGACAUGAGAAUCAAGCCAGCAUCCACCAGCAGCAUGCAGUCCCUGCCGCAGGCGUUUGGUUCUGAUGGGACCGUCCAUAACUUUGAGGUGGUCGAACAGUUGGUUGGAUGGGAGCAGGUUUUGUCCAUGCUGAAGGCCUCUCCUUCAUCAAAUACAGUACUCACUGAUGCAUUUCUUGCAAAUGGAACCGAUGACAUGGCUGCCCGUGCUACCGUGAAAGUGAAGCCGAGUAUCAAUCACAAAAUUCUACCGUCCGAUCAGGAUGCUGCAGGUCUCUUUUCACAAGAAAGUAAGAUCAAGGUCUUCUUCGACACCCGUGAGAAGAAGGUCAUGUAUGCGGAAUGCAACCAUGAGUUCAUCGACCUGCUCCUUGGAUUCUUGACUUACCCUAUCAGCUGUGUGAUCAAAACCACGGGGCCUGGCGCUUGCCAUCUUGGAAGGUGGUCCGACAAUCUCUAUGGAAGCGUCACCGAUCUCCUCAAUGCUAAGUGCUUCACGAGAUGCCUCGCCCCUAUGAUGUUACUGGAUCCAAGCGCUAUGCCGUUUAUCGCUUUGAGCAACAUGACGUGCCAUGCGGCCCUUAACUGCGGCUGCCCCAAGGAUGAUAUAUUACCGUACUGCUUCCGUCGUGAGCUUGUUGAGAGCGGGAGGUAUGUAGUGGAUGAUGAUCUACUUGUACAUCAGGGCUCUGCCAUGUCUGUGAUGAAGCAUUGGUGUGGGAGAAACAAGGUUAUGGUACUGGAAAUGGACAUUACCAUCGGGAAGCCGGAGGCCCUUGCGCUGCUGAGAGCGAUGCUUACUUCGAAGGCGCUACACAAAACCACACUCGUGCUCACCGACGUAUUCAUCGACAGGCUGGAGGAACAUUUCUCCCAGAAGAAGAUACAGAUAUUCGCUAAGAUCGCCAAGGGUAAGACCAUAACCGUGGAGGUUGCGAGAGCCGACACCAUUGCCACUGUCAAGAGCAGGAUCAAGGAUAAGGUAUCCAUUCCAGCAGGAUGUCGUCAUGAGUUGGUCUACGGUAGCAGAUAUCUGAAAGAGUCGUGCACCGUUGCCGAAUGCAACCUCGUCAGAGAAUGUACCGUCACCUGCGAAUUCUACAAGAAGUGA
This is a messenger RNA of Triticum dicoccoides, 1545 nucleotides long. RefSeq lists its product as uncharacterized. Lineage: Eukaryota; Viridiplantae; Streptophyta; Magnoliopsida; Poales; Poaceae. Bases 1 to 1545 code for a protein of 514 amino acids. Gene Ontology annotation, molecular function: protein binding. The transcript has 5 exons. The record is from RefSeq and is a predicted model, not a curated record.